CAAACGAAUGGAUAGCAUUGGAAACACGUAAACUCAACUCAGCCAACACCCAAAUCCAUGGCUUUGGUUGCACACUGAAACUCCCAGCAUCGUAGUCAAAGCCCCAACGCCUAAUCACACUCCGAAUUCAAAACUCCGCUGUAUAUUCUCUUCUCACCUUCCCUUCUCUGCUUCCCCGUGCCCACUAGACUAUAUAUAUCUAUAUUUAUAUAAAGCAACAGACACCGAUUCACCCAUGGCUUCCACUACGAAUCCAUUGCUCUCUUCAACCUUCUUCGGCACCCAAAUCCCACUUUCUCCCCCAACCCCCAAAACCACCAAGUUUUUGGCAUUUCUCUCCAGGAAGAGGUUUUUAAUUCCACAAUCUUCAGGCCUUCCUAGAAAACCCAGAAAUGCUUUGCCUUCUGAAGCAACUUUGGCUGCUCUGCUGAUUUCUUCAAUCACUCCUCAGGCCCUCGCCGUUGACUCCACUGGCCCGCCGAAUCCGCCGCCGGUGGUUCAGGCCGAAGCCCAAAGACCGGCCAAUUCAUCGCCGUUUUCUCAGAAUCUGCUCUUGACGGCUCCGAAACCCCAAGCCCAGACGGCUUCUGACCUUCCGGAAGGAUCCCAAUGGCGGUACAGCGAGUUCCUGAACGCCGUCAAGAAGGGCAAGGUCGAGAGGGUUCGGUUCAGCAAAGAUGGCGGCAUCCUCCAGCUCACAGCCGUGGACGGCCGCCGCGCCACCGUGGUUGUCCCCAACGACCCCGACCUCAUCGAUAUCCUGGCCAUGAACGGCGUCGAUAUCUCCGUUUCCGAGGGGGAUUCCGGCAACGGGUUGUUCAAUUUCAUCGGUAACUUGCUCUUCCCUUUCCUCGCCUUCGCCGGGCUGUUCUUCCUCUUCCGCCGUGCCCAGGGCGGCCCUGGUGGCCCCGGCGGGCUCGGAGGGCCGAUGGACUUCGGCCGCUCCAAAUCCAAGUUCCAGGAAGUCCCGGAGACUGGCGUCACAUUCGCCGACGUAGCCGGCGCCGAUCAGGCCAAAUUGGAAUUGCAAGAAGUAGUCGAUUUCUUGAAAAACCCGGAUAAGUACACCGCUCUCGGAGCCAAAAUUCCAAAAGGAUGUCUCUUGGUCGGGCCGCCGGGUACCGGAAAGACCCUAUUGGCGAGAGCCGUCGCUGGAGAGGCUGGAGUGCCGUUCUUCUCCUGUGCAGCAUCAGAAUUUGUUGAGCUUUUUGUGGGUGUUGGAGCAUCGAGAGUUCGGGAUUUGUUCGAGAAGGCAAAGUCCAAGGCCCCUUGCAUUGUGUUCAUAGAUGAAAUUGAUGCUGUGGGGAGGCAGAGAGGGGCAGGGCUUGGAGGUGGAAAUGAUGAGAGAGAGCAGACUAUUAAUCAGCUGUUGACAGAGAUGGAUGGUUUUUCGGGUAAUUCAGGUGUGAUUGUGUUGGCUGCGACUAACCGGCCUGAUGUUCUUGAUUCGGCAUUGUUGAGGCCUGGAAGGUUCGAUCGUCAAGUGACAGUUGACAGGCCUGAUGUUGCUGGUAGAGUGAAGAUCCUGCAGGUGCACUCCAGGGGAAAAGCGCUUGCGAAGGAUGUGGACUUUGAGAAGAUUUCCAGAAGGACCCCAGGUUUCACGGGAGCUGAUCUGCAAAACUUGAUGAAUGAGGCAGCCAUUCUGGCAGCCAGGCGUGACCUCAAGGAAAUUAGCAAAGAUGAGAUUUCCGAUGCUCUGGAGAGAAUAAUUGCAGGACCGGAGAAGAAAAAUGCUGUGGUCUCAGAUGAGAAGAAGAGAUUAGUUGCUUAUCAUGAGGCUGGGCAUGCAUUGGUUGGUGCACUUAUGCCUGAAUAUGAUCCGGUUGCCAAGAUAUCAAUAAUUCCUCGUGGCCAAGCUGGAGGUCUUACCUUCUUUGCGCCCAGUGAAGAGAGGCUGGAGUCCGGGCUUUACAGUAGGAGCUACCUGGAGAACCAGAUGGCCGUUGCACUUGGCGGAAGGGUUGCGGAAGAGGUUAUUUUUGGUGAAGAGAACGUAACAACAGGAGCAUCGAACGACUUCAUGCAAGUUUCAAGGGUCGCCAGGCAGAUGGUGGAGAGAUUCGGCUUCAGCAAAAAGAUUGGACAGGUUGCCAUAGGAGGACCCGGUGGAAAUCCCUUCCUCGGCCAACAGAUGUCCUCCCAAAAGGAUUAUUCAAUGGCAACUGCAGAUGUGGUUGACUCCGAGGUGAGGGAACUGGUAGAGGUGGCGUACUCCAGGGCCAAGCAGCUCAUCACAACCCACAUCGACAUCCUCCACAAGCUUGCUCAGCUCCUCAUUGAGAAAGAAACUGUUGACGGAGAGGAGUUCAUGAGCCUCUUCAUUGAUGGCAAGGCUGAGCUAUACGUUGCCUAAUUUAUCACUUCUUCUGUUACGUGUAUGUCACCAUAGAGACUCAUAGGUUUGUUUUUGAACCAACAUAUAUUAUAUAUAAUGUACAUGUAAAAACACUUUUCUUAUUUCUUCAUCAAAUUCAGGGAAAAAAAAUGACAAUUGACAUA
This is a messenger RNA of Diospyros lotus (date-plum), 2502 nucleotides long. Its product is annotated as ATP-dependent zinc metalloprotease FTSH, chloroplastic. Gene Ontology annotation, biological process: proteolysis. The coding region runs from base 236 to 2356 and encodes 706 amino acids. Gene Ontology annotation, molecular function: metalloendopeptidase activity; ATP-dependent peptidase activity; ATP hydrolysis activity. Gene Ontology annotation, cellular component: membrane; chloroplast thylakoid. The transcript has 5 exons. The record is from RefSeq and is a predicted model, not a curated record. NCBI's taxonomy places the organism in Eukaryota, Viridiplantae, Streptophyta, Magnoliopsida, Ericales, Ebenaceae.